AUGGCACAGCAGCAGUGGAGAACCGCGAGUGGAGCUCCUAGCGACUACCAGACGGCCAAGAUGCAGUCGAACGAGGGCUCGGUUUCAACCGACGGUUGCGAGGCGAGGGAAGGGCGCGGCCCGAGGCUUCGCUUCACACACGAUCAGUGCGAGAAAGAGCUUUUUUCGAGUGAAUACUUGAGGAGCAAUAAAGCCAGUGGUCACAAGAAUCUGCGGUGUUUCCCGCAUUGCUGUGGUGGUCAUAAUCCCAAGAGCUUUUGUGGCUCGGGGCUCGUGGUCGAGUGCUUGCUGCCGACAUGUCAAGUAGUGCUGGGCAGGUUUGAAGAACUGGCAAAGCAGCUGCCAGCUCACGCGAAAGCGCUUCCGUCGCCAACUGCAUCCACGGCUGUCGACACGAGUCUUGGCCGCAAUAACCUCGUGGUUGGUCGUGAGUAUCCUCGUCAAGAGCUCUUUGACGAUGUCAAGAUGCCAGACCAGCCUUUCGGUCGCUGGUUCCGAGGCACGGCAGUGCCAGGUGGCAGCACGUCGGGAGCAGAAAGCUCGUGCUUUCUCCUGAAUGGCAAUCGUCAGUCGUGGCACUAUGGGUGGCAGUCGUCGCGACUUAACUGCAAGAAUCUGCACGUUUUCAAAGUCUACAUUUUUGAUGCAAGUGCUAGCGGAAAUGACAACACGAUGACGUGCAUUGCUGCACUGGCAUCACCGGCGUUCAGGAUCUCGUCGAGCCGCAAGGCUAGAAAGACGUUCCGUGCACCCAUGAGCCAUGCGGCGGCGCUUGCUAACAGCGCUGUGCCAAGUUUGUCAAGUGGGUCGAUGGGAUUGCAACUGCCGCGACACGUGCUGUCUGCUUUAAGAAGUCCUGGAGUAGGUUUGCCGCCAGGGUCGCAAGGUGCGAGGAGUAUUGAUGAGUUCUUGGGAAGCGCAGCAGGCAGUAAUCACACUGCUGCGGUAAAUGCAGCUACUCUGUAUGUGGCAGCCCAGCAACAACAACGACCGCCGACGGGCUUUAUGACGAGGCAGCAGGACCCUGCUCGGCGUGAACGCAAGCGUUUAACUCGAUCGGCUUCACUCAAGACAGACUAUUUCUCGACCGUCUCUUUCCCUCCACCACAAGAGCAGCAGCAGCAAUUGCACCAGCACCAGCUGUAUCAACAAUCCCAGAGACUGUCGCUUUCUGCCACGCAUCCACUGCAUUUCGAGGGUCUUCGCGACAAUCGGGUAUCGAUGCCAUCGUUGCCAGGUGUAGGCGCUUUCCUGAACAACUCUGUGGGACCUCGCGCAGCAGAUGGUAAUCGAUCGGUCCAUACGCGGCGGUCAUCCCUAGCCGCUCUUCCAAUGCCUGCUUCCAAGCCGUUGAAUAUGCCGCGCCAACCCCCAAGACCAGUGCCUGUGCUUACCCCAAUUACAGGCAUGAUGCAGCUUCGAUUGGAGAAUCACUCGCUUUAUUCCAGGACUCCACUUGCAAGCUCCACUCCGUCAUCUACCCGUUCUGCGGUCCCUUCUUCUAGUACAAGGACUCCUGUUGGAAACACGUCGCGCCUUACGGCUGCAGCUCUGCACCAGCAUGCGUAUGCUUCUGCCAGGCCAUAUCCAUAUGCGCGGCGUGAUACUUGGUCAAGUAGUUUGCAAACUAUGAUUCCCGAAGGAGGCGGCAUUCCGAUGAUGAUGAUGUCACCUGGAUCAUCGCCUGACAGCUACUUGAAUCGCAAGCGCAACCGCUCGACGGACUCUGACAAGGCAAUUACAGCUGCCAUUGAGGCCUCGGAAAAGAUCUGCCCGACGUUGUCGCCUGUGUCAUCUCCUGGAAAUUCACGUCCAGCAAUGACCCCGGUUCCCACUGACAGUGAGCUCUAUCGUCGCGCGCGUAUUUUGCAGCUAGCUUUUACGAUCGUCAAGCGUAUCUAUCGCUUUGAAGAAGUUGCAGCGAAGAAGCAGAAGGAGUCGAAUCCGAAGAUCUGUCGCCACUCAUUCGAGAUGAUUACUCCACCGAUGCCGACUACGCCUCUAGCUUCGAGCAAGACGACGAAAUGUCAGCACAAGAAGUACACGCUGGUGCAGAUCCCUUUGAGCAACCCAAAGCUGCUGUAUUUGUGCUCGAAUCUCGUGACAGUUUGCACAUCACUGGCAAGCUCUGGGCUGCUGGAGGAAAUGCGUCAAAAGAUGCAUGACUGUGCCCAGGCUGGGCGUGGUGUCUUGGCUGCUUACGCGCAACUUGUGGAUCUGUUGAAUGGCGCUGUCGAGGCCCAAGUAUCGCGCUUACCGCGCCGAAUGCACAAGUCUUGGGGUGACGCUGAGUCAGCUGACGAGGGUGAAUGGGAUCUGUACGAAAUGUUGAAGAGCUGCGAGCCGUGGCUGUUGCACGAGGCUUGGUGGGUGGUGCUGGAUGACGACGACCAGCAGCAAGCCGGUGACAAGGAAGAAGGCGCAUUGCGUCCGCUGCCGUACAUGAACAUUUUCACGAAUUACUACCGCGCGAUACGGGACGCGGUGCCUUCACGCCAAGACUUGGAAGUGGCGGUCUCGUUGCGUAAGGCUGCAGUUACAGGUGCUACGGGCUUAACUGGUGAGUGGAACCGUCUAGGUGAAGCGGACGAGCACCAUCUACAGCAGCUGCAGCGUGUGGCCUCAGUCCGAUCGGCAACGGCUGCGUCGUCUCUUUCGUGGUUGGCUCGAUGCAUUCACGCGCACACGACGAAGGUGCUUCACAUUACGGAAACGGACACGACCAUGACGCUAUCGCUUCCGAAUAGCUUGGUUUCCGCCGACGUCGUUUUCCUGCUGCAGCUGGACCAGCAAGAACCGACGGUGGUGCUGCCUCAAGACUACUUUCCAUUUGGAUGGUCUCGCAAGCGCUCCUUAAUGGCGUACCGUGCAUGGCGUGUGCGCUCUAUCGGUGACUCGAACGGCAGUGCUGUGGCGGCUCAAUUUAUGCGCUGGCCUGACGAUGAUGAGCUCGAUGCUGUUGAGAACGACGAAGAAGAGGAGGAACUAGAUGAUGAUGAUGAAGCAGAUGACUCUCCCGAAGAGCCGGAAGAGGAGCCUAUUGGUCGUCGCGGACGACGGCCAAAGCGUCUGCGCACUCGAAUUACCAUCUACUUUUCCGUGUUUUCCACGACGACUUUGCAGCUGCGCACGAUCGUUGAAGCCAGUCUUGCCCCUGCUGCAGCGCUGCCGGCCUCCAUGCCAGCGCAGCCCACCGAAGCUGAUAUGCUGCGAUAUUUCAAAGCGCCAUCUUCGUGGGAAAUGCGGUCGCAAAUUUCGCAGCAGUACGCGAAGAACAUGUAA
Messenger RNA from Peronospora matthiolae, 3282 nucleotides. Lineage: Eukaryota; Oomycota; Peronosporomycetes; Peronosporales; Peronosporaceae. The record is from the annotation of a GenBank genome assembly.